CGGAUGACGUUGGCGCCAGCAGCAACAACAAUUGCUGGGACAUCCAGCAGCUUACCUACACUGUUCGGGUUGUAUAUCUGCGACUGCUGUUGGCUUUUCAGCUGUUAUUGGUUCCGAACAGAGGCAACUUCACCGCAAAGGUUCCAGUCGAAAAUGCUCCGUGCGCGCGAGAACAAACACAAUUGAAAAGCGGACGAUAACGCGCUAAUUAAAUUUGUGUGAUUAUCAUUAAGCCUAAGCGUAACAGUUUAAGAAUUUCAAAAGAGCUGUAAAAAGUUAGUUUAAGUGAAAAUUUUACAUUCAAAAUGUAAAAGUGAAAAUUUACGAAAAACUUAGACAAACAUUUAAAGAAAUAAAAUAACGGAAUAUUGUGUAGUGUUAAAAAUAUUAAAAAACAAAAUAAAAUGCAGGGUAACGAUAAAUAACGGAAGUUUCAAUAUAAAAUAAAAAAAGUUUAAGAAUCAGAUAACUGCAGUCAAUUGUGCGCCGCAUGGAAGUGCGCAGAAAUGAAUGAUCGCUUAAUGCAAUAACAGUACAUAGUUGAAAAAUAAUAAUAGUAAUAAUAAUAGCGAAUGCAAGUGAUAAACGUUGUGCAGCGAAAUUGCUAUUAAUUUUAAUUCACUUAAGGAAAUUGCUCAUACGCCGUGUAUGCUGCUGAAGUGGCUUAACGACAGCAGCUGCGAGCCUGCAACUUGCAACACUGCAACGGUAAUAGUAACGCUGAUGUGCUGCUUAAGUAUAGAAAUCUGAAAGUCUGUGCCGUAGCGCAAAUACAGUUCAGUGAGUUGACGAGCAGUGCAACAAAGAAUAAAAUGCAGAAAAUGAUAAAUGCAGCCAAAGGAAAAAAUUAAAAAUUAUAUGUAUAAAAAUUAAUAAAUAAAAAUAUUUGAAGCACGAACUUUUAAAAUAGGAAAUUUGAAUAAUUAGAAAUAGAGGAAUUAGGUUUAACAUAGCUUUAAUGUGAAAAAAGAUUACUUAUGUAUUGGCUUUGUGGUAUUUACGUGUCGCUAGAAAAAAAUUAAUACGAAAACAAGUUUCAAUCAAAUUUUGAAGAAGUAAAAAUAAGAAUAAAAUGAUUUAAAAUAACAAAUAUAAAUAUAAUUAUAAUACUAAUUCAGUCCCAAUAAACAUAAAUAAAUAUUAUAUACUCUUACAUUUAAUUUUAACACAAAUUGUAAUAAGAGCAUAAUACACAAAAAAAAAAAUACAAAAAUAUAUAUAAAUGUUAAAUGUGUUUGAAGAUUACUUAAUAUUUGUUUGCAUAUAAAAUAAUGUACAAAAAAAAUAUUUAAAUAAAAUUCACACGUACAAACAAACCAUUGUAUUAACACAAAUUUCCCCGACUUUUAUCACCCCACCUACUUGUUUGUGUGUGUUUUCGCCUGGUUUGCUACCCUUACACCAAAUAUUGAAGAUUGUGAUAUUGCAUUGGUGAAUUGUUUAAGAAAGUCUGCUGACUGCACACUUUCAUUUAUUUCCAUAUUUACCACAGUGUUAUUGUGUGGGUGUAAGUGUGUGCGUGUGCGAAAACUAACUCAGCAGUUUUGAGUUACAACAGUUAGUUGCUGUGUAUUUUCGCAACUUUUGGCACAGCUUUGUUGUUGCAUUUUCUAAUUUCCGGACUUUCGAUAUAGUGGAGAGGAAUACUAAUUUAAAUUCAAUAUAGUCUAGAAAGGCAUGAAACACUAAAGAAAAGCAACUGGUCAAUCAUAUCAUAGUUUCAAAAAUCUCUCUUUGAUAGAUGAAAUAAUCAAAUUCAACGGUUUCAAUUCAACUAAACAAUCUCCAUUGUAUAGCUUUGCUAAAUUUAGGCAUGUAAACAAGUAGAUCGAUAGCAACUCCCCGAUGAGACAUAUAUCCCACGAAAGUCUGAAACCAACAACUUGAAUUACAACAAGAUUAAUUGCCACGAAUCCCAGUUCGGAUAUGACGGUGAUUAAGUGCAAUAAAUGAAAUGGCACGAGCAACAAAUGAGAUGACCGAAAAACUAACAAAAAAACCACAUGACGAACAGAAAAUGCAAAAACAAAACCAAAGUUAAAUUGCACAAAAACCCACUAAAUAAACCGGAGAAUCAAGCUAAAUUGAUUUAGAUGUGAGGCUUCCUCAGUUUACUACGAAAAUAUGCGCACACAAUGUGUAAUGUUACAAUUAUGAUUAAUGACAAACAGAUUAGAUGCGACUAAAUCAAACGAUAAAACGAAAUUUAAGCGAAAGAACAGCGGGAAAAACGUUAACGAGAAAAUAUCAACAACCACUUGGGCUUAGUGUGAAGCGAGCGCAUGAAGCAUGAAUCGAUACAAAGUCACAGAAGCCACAACGCAAUUGCGAGCGAAAGAUAAACAAAUCCCGGAGGUAAGCGGGAGAUAAAUGGAUUUACGGAAUUUGCCGAGCCAACUGAAAGCGCUGGCUUUGAAAGCACAAAAGCCUGCGCGCCGUAUAUGCUUCCACACAAAGCACGUGAAAAAUCUACUGGUCGACUAAGGCGACUUUGCGCGCCUUGGUUUUACAACAAAAACAAAACUGAAUUGUAAUUAACUAGUCAAGUUAGAGUAAGUACACAAAAAGCUUAAUUUGAGUUUACAAGUGAGUUUUCUAAAAAUUUCCCCCAGUCCAAUUUUUUCUAAUUUCCGCAUAGUCCUACUCACACUCAUUCAUACAUCGAUUUUAAUUUGAAUACUUAUACAACCCUAUUCAUUUUUUAUAUGGCUUCAUACACACAGUCGGACGUCCGUCAACUGCAACAACACUAUUGCGAAACAAAUACACCUACAAAACAUAAAUACAUCACAUACACGCUGCCAAAGCGCUUUGCGUUUACAGUUCACCCAAACAACACCACCGCAAAUAAUAGCAACAGCAGCAACACACGCAGCAAAUUGUUACAACGCGCGCAGCCUAGCCCGCGAGCACUGUGCCACACGCUACAUGCUACUGUCCUUCUACUGCUCACUCUCCCGCUUAGCAAUUGGCUAGCGCAGGCUUCAGCUGCCGCCACUGUCACCGCUACACAAGAGCGCCACCACCCGCUGCCGGAUAGUAAGCCCACAAAUACAGCGUUGAGCGGCGGCGCGGGCAUUACGUAUAACGCGCCUGACACGGCGGUACCAGUGAGCGAUAGUGCUGAUGAUUUCAAUAGCAGCGCAUUUAGCACGAACUUAAUUUCCAUUGCCGAUGUAAUCAGUCUUACGUCAACGUUCUCAAACGUUAGCGGGAGUGGCGCGCUGAACGGUAGCAGUCAAAAUGACAACAGUAUUAGCGCGAGUUAUGCGGGCGCUGGUAGCGGCAGCGGCGGUGGUGCAAGCGCCGCGCUCAUCACAACUAGCAGCGUUUGGGAUCCCAUGGUUGGCGCACACCCCACCGACGUUAGCGCCGCCGCAACAUCGCCGUCGGAGCAGGGAUCGAACCAAGACGAGUUCGGCGAAAUUGAGCUGCCGCCAUGGCAAGCGAUUAUUGUCAGCAUCGUGCUAUUGCUCAUCAUCAUCGGCACUGUAAUUGGCAAUGUGCUGGUCUGCAUUGCCGUUUGCAUGGUCCGUAAGCUGCGCCGUCCCUGCAACUAUCUGCUCGUUUCGUUGGCGCUCUCUGAUCUCUGUGUUGCGCUGCUGGUCAUGCCAAUGGCUAUGCUGUACGAGGUGUUGGACAAGUGGAAUUUCGGUCCCAUACUCUGCGACAUUUGGGUGUCGUUUGAUGUACUCUGCUGCACUGCCUCCAUAUUGAAUUUGUGCGCCAUUUCGGUGGAUCGCUAUUUGGCCAUUACGAAGCCGCUAGAGUAUGGCGUCAAGCGUACACCGCGUCGCAUGAUGGCUUGCGUUGCGCUGGUGUGGUUGGUGGCGGCGAGCAUUUCGCUACCGCCACUCCUCAUACUGGGCAACGAGCAUGCGGACGAGCACGGCACACCCAUCUGUAUUGUCUGUCAGAAUUUUGCAUAUCAAAUCUAUGCAACACUCGGUUCCUUUUACAUACCGCUCUCUGUGAUGCUCUUUGUGUACUAUCAAAUAUUCCGCGCCGCUAGGCGCAUAGUUCUCGAGGAGAAGCGCGCACAAACACAUUUGCAGCAUGCGCUCAACGGCACCGGCUCGCCGCCCGGCAAUACAGACCUAACGGUGAUGGGUAGCGGCAAUGGACAACGCCACAGCAGUUAUGGUAACACCUCGCUCACAUAUUCUACUUGCGGCGGGCUGAGUGCGCAUCAUACUAGCGGUAGUGGCGGAGCCGUGAGUGGCACCAGCGGUCUGCUCGGCUCACCGCAUCAAAAGAAGUUGCGUUUCCAAUUAGCCAAAGAGAAAAAAGCUUCCACUACGUUGGGCAUAAUUAUGUCGGCUUUCACCAUAUGCUGGCUGCCAUUCUUUAUACUCGCACUGAUACGACCCUUUGUCGAAUCGGAAACUGUGCAUGUGCCAGCCUCGCUGGCCUCACUCUUCCUCUGGUUGGGCUAUGCCAACUCAUUGCUCAAUCCCAUAAUUUACGCCACACUGAAUAGAGAUUUCCGCAAACCCUUCCAGGAAAUACUUUAUUUCCGCUGCUCGAGUCUCAAUACAAUGAUGCGUGAAAACUACUACCAGGAUCAGUAUGGAGAGCCGCCGUCGCAGCGGGUGAUGUUGGGCGAUGAGCGGCAUGGCGCGCGGGAGAGUUUUCUCUGAAAUUAGGCAGUCUAAGGGCGGCAUGUGAGUGGGCAAGUAUAAGCGUGGGCCGUAGGUAGGCGUGUCGGCACUAGACUCUAUUAGUUUAUCUAAUUUAAGACUAAAUAAGUUUCUUUCAUGUGUGUGCAUGUGUAAGUAUGUGUAUUUGUAGGUGUAUUUGUAUUCUCAGUGUUUCAAAGCGUUUUAAAGCAAUUGUAAGCGUUUCAAAGUGACAAUUCAAAUGUAACAUAUAUGAGGCAUAUACUUUAUUGUAUAAAUUAACAAAAAACAUAAAGAAACAAAAACAACAACAAACAAAGCUGAUUAAUUGAAAAAUAAGAGUAGCCAUAAAGAAAGUAAGCGGGAAAGAUGGGGCUAGUGGACUAGUUAGAGCUCAUAAAGUUACUAAAAAUAAUCACAAUACAAAUGUGUAAAUAUAUAUGUACAAUUAUGGUUUUAAUAUGUGUUUAAGCAGCUGCUCUAUAUUGAACUGAAGUAAAUUAAAUUAGCGUACACCUAAGCUCACCUACUACUAAGUACUAAUGUUUUAAAAACUGCAAAUAAAAUUGAUAAGAUGUAUGUAUGUAUAUGGAAAACAAAGCGAUACUGCAAGUGUAACUACAAUUAUCUGUGCGUAUUUCUUGUGAAUGUUAGUUAAUAAUUACUAAUUCCUAGUUUUAAGGCAGCAAAACAAACUACUAACUUGUGUUUAUACUUUUCGUAACUGUUAAGUGCUGGAAAUGCAUAUAUAAAUACAAUCAAAAGAAACUGAAAUUUGAAAAUGUAGUACAAGUCAUCAGAUACAUAAUUACACACAACUACAUUCAUACGUAUAUACAUACAUAUUAUUAUAUGGUAAAAGGCAAGAAAAAUUUACAACUUUUGUAGAAAUGAAACUACAACUUUAACAAUUUAGUUUGAUAAUUACUCUUCUUCUUAUUUCCAUCCUCCCAUAAACACAACUCUGGAAAUUCUUUACAAAGCGAUGCUAACCUCAAUUCUGCAAUACGCUCAGGUACAUGAAUGAGGAGCUCAUGAGCAAUGAAAUAUUUUUUGUUUAAACCUGAGUAAAUUAUAGCUAUGAUUUACUCACAAAAUUAAAAUUCAAAGAAUAAUGUUUGUAUAUCCAAAACUGUAUAUUCUAAAAUCUUAUGCGAUUCUCACUUAAUGACAUACUUAACCAAUUUGCUGCUUUUGAAAAAGCUCUUACAAUUAAAUUCAUUACUGAUUCUAAGUUCGGAAAUUCCCCUAUAAAAAUCGAAGAAAAAAGAGUUGGAGUCAACAUUAUCUAACUCUAUCUCUCUCUUUCUCUGCCUGAGAAAUAGAAAAUGACUUGUGUUGUAAAUGGUUAAAAAGUGAGCAAAGUUCAGAGAAGCAGUUGUAUUCUGCCGAUAGUAUUAAGCUAUGGUAUUCCGAGUUCACAGUCUGUGCGUGAAAUAUAAGGUUAUGCCGACCACUGUUUUAGAGUUCUUGACAGAGCUUAAAUAGCGUUGCUGGGAGAGUCCGAAAUGAACUGAUGAGAUCAUCAAAAUAGCAAUGGGAACAUCAUAAUUCGAAUAACGACAUUAAUAAGUAGCGAUCAUGUCCCGUAAUGAAAAAGCAAACCUUAAGGCUUGAAAAACUUCUGAUAAAGUCCACUAGCUAUUCAGGGUGCGCCUUGCAACGGUGAGCUUUCCGACGCUCUCAGCUGACAUCAAGGCAGAGAACUUAAGUAAGAGGAGAAAUUGAGCGUUAGUAAUACUUAAGUGUUGUCAAAGAAAUCCCAGCUUAACAUUUGUAGAUAUUAAUCUCAGAAAGCUUGGUAUAUAGGAAUUUUCGAAGUAUGAUGGUGCCCGUAUAGCCUCUUAUACAAGGGUUGCUUCACUCCAUAAAAUUACAUUGAAUCUUGAAAAUAGUGAACAGACUUCUUUAUUAGGAAUUUACUGAAUAUAUUUAUUACGAUGCUUUGUUCGACUAUUUGCUAUUUUUUGGGAUAUCUUCAAUCUAGAGAGAUUCCUCCCAUGCCAAAUUUCUGUCUGUUUGUAUAUCAUAAAUAUACAUAUACAUACUGGUUGGUUGAAAAGUUUCUGCGCCCGAAAUGAAAAAAUACUGUUUUUGAUACGAAAUAUAUUUGAUUAUUCAAUAUAAUCACCUUUAACUUUAAUACAUUUAUUCCAAUGAUCCUUCAAUAAUUUUAUGCCAUCCCUACAAUGACUUUCCAGAAGCUCUGCAAAAUACCCGUUUACGGCUGUAAUUCGACGAAAAACGUUUUCCAUGAAUGAAUGGUUUCAGGUUUCUGAAAAGGUAGUUGUCGCUGGGAGCCAAAUUCUUAAAGUACGAAUUCGUUGAAUUUUGUCAGUGUUAAAACAUCUUUGUGAGCAGGUGCAUUGUCUUGAUAAAUUAUGAUUUUUUUGAGCUGUAAGCCACAUGUGCAAGCACAAACUUUCCAAACAGCUUUUUCGUAUGUAAUUUCCAUGUAUAUAAUAUAAUUACUCGGUCAUCUGAGAUGCCUAUGGUAUUCACUAACAAUAUUAUGGACUUGCUAAAUGAUUUCUGGUGUAGUUGCGGUUUUUGGUCGUCCUUCGCGUGUAUGGACGACCACAUUCACUAGCUCAAAAUUCAAGGAUAUUUAUUGAAGAUGAGGACUCCUUAUACUCUUUUAAAAAAUGUAUAUAAAUUUCUAUUUGCUUUUAAACCUUUUGAAACAAAGAAUGUAACCACUUCGCGAUAUGCAAUUUUUUCCAUAUUAAAAAAAUACACUGACACGUCUACUUCAAAUGGCUUGUAAACAAAGAAUUAAUUGACAGAAUGACUUGUAACCUUGCAUGUUUUCGCCAGAUGUACCAACUUGAGGAAAAAAAUUUCUUUCUAUUUUUAUAUCUAUUUCUUGGUGAGAGCAGAAACUUUUCAACCAAUAUUUCCACCUCACAAUCACGCUCAUCCAUAAAAAUUAAAGCAAUUUCGUAAGUAUUUUUCUAUUUUAAGGAAUAUAUGACUUAUGUAAUUACAACAAUAAAAUAUGAAGUGUAUGUGUAUAAUAAUUAGAAAACUUGCUGAAGCUGUUCUAAACAACCAAAAAUAUAGCACUAAAUUAGAAAAUUUAUUUUAAUAUAUAUUUUUUGUUGUUUAUAUAAAAUUGGUAGUUUUUUGAUAAUGUCGAUUAUAAAACGACAUUCGUAUCUAAUUAAAGUUAUUGAUAUUUUUGGCGUUUCCAAAAAAUGUUUGUGCAUUCGACAAAAAUUUUGCGAAUAUUCUAUAUUUUUCCAAAUUUUGUUAUUGUGUAAAUUUUACUAGUAUUUAUGAACCAUUUAAUGGUGACUUAUGUAAUUUCGUGUAACUGUAUUAUAAAAAUACAUUUUAAUUCGUUUUAAAUAAAGAAAAUUUGCCAUAAAGCCAAAUAAAGAAAUUCUAACCAAACGUAUAUGUGUAUAAAUAUGUUAAACGAAAACAAUGUAUUUAUAUUUUUAGUAAAUUUUUUUAAAUAAUUUUUUAUACAAAAGGUUUUUUGUUUUUAGUCAUAUUACUGCUGAAUUAAAAUAAAAUUAAUUGAUAUUGUAUUUCUUUGUAAAUAAAAACUAAUAUAUUUAACUACCAAUAAAAAAGAUAUUAUUAUUGUAAAAAGAGCAGAAAAGUGUUAAAAUAUAUAUAGAUAUGUGUGAAGUAUACAUUUGUUAAGUUCAAAGUCUCUUUAUAGAAGUCACGUCUCUCUGUGAUACAAAUUUUAAGGUUAAUUUUAUUAAAUGAAAAUUUUAUAGAAAGAAAUAAAAGCAAAAUAAUAAAGUAGAAAUAUGAGAGCAUACAAUUAAAAGUAGCUACUUACUGUUAUUUGGUAAAGAUUUAAGUAAAAAAAAUAAAUAAAAUUAAUGAGAAAAAGCAAAAAAGCUGUCAAAAGCGAGAAUAGAAUAAAUGUGAAAGAAUUGAAAUAAAUAAAUAUUUAAAUAAAAUUUUAAAAAACAACAAAACACAAAAAUGUUCACUGAAAAAGUCAUCUUGAUAACUGAUAAGAUGAAGAAGCAUGCCAUCAAAUCAUUGUAGCAAAGCAAUUAAAUACGCAUUCAUAUAUACAUACAUAUAUAUGAGCAUAUGUAUAUACAAAAAUAGUAUUAUAAUUAAACAUUCAUGUGUUAAUCAAAAAAUCACUCAUAGCUAGCACACACACAUAGUAGCUAUAUACAUAUGUACAUAUACAUAUAUAUAUAACGGCAUUGAUACGAGUAUUACAUGCUAAAAUAUUUUACAUCUUCCAUACUUUCAUAGUUGACUUUCAGAUUUCUAUAUAUGUGCAAAAAAGUAAAAUACUGAAAAGCCUCUUUCACUUUCUACGAACUACAUAAGCUUGCAAGUGCUACAGAGUGGCUAAAGUGCAAGUUAUUCAUAAUCAAAAGCAAGAUGAGCAGGUUAGAUUAUAAUUAUUAUCAAACGAAUGAAAAUGGGACUCUUCUAAGCAUAGGCCUCUAAUUUUCAUCCAGUUUAUAUAUACAUUUUUUUUUAAGAUUAAAAAAUGGCGAUUCGUUCUUAAAAUU
Molecule: messenger RNA, 9121 nt
Organism: Bactrocera oleae (olive fruit fly)
Lineage: Eukaryota; Metazoa; Arthropoda; Insecta; Diptera; Tephritidae
Gene: 5-HT7
Product: 5-hydroxytryptamine receptor 7
Biological process (GO): G protein-coupled receptor signaling pathway, coupled to cyclic nucleotide second messenger; chemical synaptic transmission
Cellular component (GO): plasma membrane; dendrite
Molecular function (GO): neurotransmitter receptor activity; G protein-coupled serotonin receptor activity
Source: RefSeq, a predicted model, not a curated record